AAUGAGCACUAGAACCCCAAUACCUACUUUCAUUCUAAAGACUUAUCAAAUGCUCGAAGUAAUUAAUACUUAGAAUUUAAUAAGGAACCUAAAAAUAGUAAUAUUGUUAGUUGGACUGCACAAGGCACUGCUUUCAUAGUUUACAAUCAGUAGCAAAUGGAAAAAUAGGUGUUAUAAAAUUUCUUUAAACACAGUAAUUACUCUAGCUUUGUGAGGUAUAAGACAAUUAAAUUACAACUCUUAGAUAAUUAAACUUAUAUAAUUUCAAGAAAGUUCGAUCAAAUGAAGGAUAAAUUUUUAAGCAUAAAUGUUUUAGAAAAGGAAUGAAGUAAUAUUGUUGGUUUAAUAUAGAUCUAUGUUAUAAUUUAUAAAAAGAAGAAAUCAAGAAGAGAUAUAGGCACCAUAAACAUAAGAAGAACCAAGUAAUUUAAUCUUAGUAUUUUGUAGCCAUAAAUAUCAAAGAGGAAUAAAAUUUGUUCAAAGAAUGUGCACUAGAUAUAAAGGAAACUAAUAACAAAUUAAAAGAAGAUAUGAAACUAUUAUAAGAAACUUCAUCCUAUCUUAUUGAUUAAAUGCAGAAUUUAAAUCAUGUAUGAUAGAUAAUAUAAUAAGUUUGUUUACAAUCAAAGUGUUGACAUUGAAGUAAAAUUUAAAUAAGUUGGAUAGAUGUUACAUGCAAUAAAUGAAGAAUUGAGAUAAGAAAGUAUUUCCUUAUCUAAUAUUAGAUAAAAGUGAGACUCAAACUAAUAAAUUGUUAGGUGACUAUAAAUAUACAAAAGAAUUAGAUUUUUAGGAAUCAAAAAUCGGUUCUCCAAACCCAUAUGUUGAUUAUAAUAGCACAGCAUUAAAUCCUCUUGAUUAUGAGUGCUUUAUUGAUUCGUUUUUAUGACA
Molecule: messenger RNA, 891 nt
Organism: Paramecium pentaurelia
Lineage: Eukaryota; Ciliophora; Oligohymenophorea; Peniculida; Parameciidae
Source: the annotation of a GenBank genome assembly